UUGUACUGGUUUUUUAAUUUUAUUUUAUUAAUACAAGUGUUCUUGCUAUUCUUUGCAGGUUACAAGCUUCUGAAGACUUCAGUGGGUUCUCCGAGUAAACCAACAGGUAUAGGAGGAAGCUAGCCACAUGCACAUACACAUACAAGCGCGCGCGCACACGCACGCACGCAUGCACACAGAGUAACAUACACACAUGCACAAAAACACACAUGCAAAAAUAAGGCGCGACUCCUUUAAGAGCUGUCAAGGAAUACCACGCUGGAACCUUGGCCCCGCCCCUUUCACCUAAAUAGGCGGGGACUAGGCGCUUGACGGGCAGGUAACUUUCCAUUCGGACCCACGUGGUUACGCAAGCCUCCUGCCGCAAGGCUCCCCAUGCCCCGCCCCGCCGUCCGGGAUAGGCCAAGAGUCCUUAUUCGGCUCCGCCCCUCUGCAGUGUUUGGACAGCGUUGGGAGGUGGGCCACGCCCCUUCUCCUCUUAACUCCAGCUAGGCUGUCCGGGCUUGUAAGCUUCGCCGGUUGGCCGCGGCUCAGAGUCCGGUAGUGGCCGUAUCCAUGCAGUGAGGGAGGAAUACCCGGCAGGCCGGUGAAAAUGAUACUCUGCCCCGCUAGCACGGAACAUCCCCGCGGAAAACAGUGCCAUAGGCUGCAGGUAAGCGGGAGAUCCUCUGAGAUGCUGGCAGUGACUGUCUUUGCAGGGCUUAAGGAGACCCCCGAGGGAAAGGGGCGUAGAAGUCCCCUCAUUUAAAAUCACGCUCACUUCGGGCUCACUUCCCGCUUGCACAGCUUAAAUGCUGCAGCAGCGGCACGACCAACAAACUCAUUCCACAGACCCUCCGCGCUUGCAAAUUCCACCACGUCCGUAGAACAACCUCCCCCGAGGUGGCCGGUUUGGGGCGCUGGCGCCGCGUCCGAAGGGGUUCGUUUAAAAGGGAUUCUUGUGGCAGCCGGGUCAGAGGAGGGUGCAAUUUCUAGAGUAAGCAAAGAGUUCCAAGCCCCGCCGGCGUUUGCUGGCGAGUCAAUCGCGCCGGUCGGAUGGGGUGCACACGCCCCCUCCUCCAGUCCAUUCCUGACAGCGGGUGAAUGCUACGGAUCCCCGCUUCUCAAAAGCAUGCGAGCCGUUGAAGUUGCAGCCGGAACGUGCGUGUUGUGUCCCCCACCUUCCCCCCACAAAAACCCUGCGGUGGACUUUUUCUCUUUAAUUGGGGGGGUCCCUGAACGUCGCGCCCCCAGAGUGCCCUUCCCCCACUUGCAUUGCUUUCUUGGCGUAGCUGAACCUCCUAAGGGCAGGAGAGCCGGGGGCGGGCGUGGGGCGUAGAAGGCUCUCCGCUGACUCUCAGGAUUAGGACCCCUCAGGAAACGGGCGUGCGGGGGGAGAGGCAUGGUGCUUGCCGCCCUGCUUCUCCCUCCGCUUCUUCACAUCCAUCCGGAGCGGCUGUUUGUCCGGUGCGUCCCUGGAGCGCUGCCCGUGCGCGUUCGGCCUCCGCCGCUCUCUUUGUCCUAGUCCGGGCGGCAGAGGCAGGGAUGCGGGAUGCUGCUGCCGCCGCUUCUUCUUCUUUCUCCUCCUCCGCCUCCCCGCGCUGCCAAUCAAAGUUGUUUUUCUCUUUUUCCUCCUGCGUUUCGUCGGUGGUGCGGCUAGGGGGCGCUGCGGCCCGCUCGCUGCGGCGGGGGUGGGUGGGUGGGUGGGUGCAUAGAUGGAUUGGGGGGCGCGCCGGCAGGGAGACAAUGGGGCCGCUACCGGGACGGGAGAGUGGGCCGUCACUGGUCCAGCUGCUGCUAAGGCUUCAAGAGGGGGCGUGUUCUUUGGGGUUUCCCCGAGAUGUUGCGUUUUGGAAAGCCUUUUUAAAAAGGGAAUUCAGGGUUUCUGCACCGCCCUGCAGAGACCACCGCACACUCCCCCAUUUUGGUGCUGCUGCUGUCCGUGCUUCUCGUAGUGUUUCACUUUGCUUGGAGGUAUAAACCUCUCGCUUCCCCAGGGUGCGCCCCCUUGUUUAUAAUUCUCCCACUUGAAGAUGGAGGUUGGCUGGCUUCUGUGUGUUGGGUGUUUGGGGAGAUGGGGGGGCGGGCGAAGAAGCACCCUGGUAAACUGUGCAUCCUGCUCCCCCAAAACACGUAUCAGCCUAUCUCUCUGUUCUCGUUGUUGUUCCCUUGAUGGUUAAUCUGCCACUUGUUCGAAACAAUUCUGUAAAAUGAUGUUGGAGUGUUUUUUCCCCUCCCUUCACAUUGGGUUGUAAGUUUUUCUCAGGGUAGGCACAUCGGAAUGAAUGAACCUAAGUUAGUCAGGGUCAUUAAUUUUAAUGGACUCUUCUCUGAGCAGCACAAGCAUUUGUAAGAACCGGUUGGCGUUCAUCUGCACCUUGGUUCAAAGAAUUUCAUCUGUUCCCAAAGCAGAGUGGUGGUGGUCCAUCACACUUGCAUGCAUCUAGCCUGCAUCCACACCAUACAUUUAAAACACAUUCCUCCCUCCGCUCCAAAAGGAAAAGGAAUGCUGGGAACUGUAGUUUAAGGUGCUGGGAGCUGCAGCUCUUUGAGUGGUGAGUGACAGUUCCCAGGGUUCUCUUUGGGAAGAGGGUGUGCUUUAUAUGUGUGUUGUAUAUACAGAAAGAGAGGGCAUCUCCAGGACCAAUAGCUUACUAGAUUACUUAUUCAUCAGGGAGAUGGAGAAGGCGUGUAUGGGGGGGGGAGAGCCUAGACCCCUCCUUUCAGGGCAUGUUAAAAAUAAAGCAGGAGCUGCAGUGAGCUCCCUCUGAACAGGACUCUGGCACAAGACCUCUGCGACUAACUUGCACAGAACUCUGGUGUGUCCAGACCAGGUGGAGUCUCUGAAGUUCCUGAGGCUCGAAGGCCAGGCUUUGGCACUUCCACUGACCCCACUGCUGCAUCACUUCCCGGUGUUGCUUUUUCUAAUUUUAUUUUAGAGUUCAGGAAUGUUAUUUUAAGGCCCUGUUAGACUCUGAAGGAGUGGGGUACCCCGCCUGGAUAUGUGAAACUGAGUGAUUUUCCACUGUCCCGUCCUCCUUCUCUGCUCUGUCUAUUUGCCAUGAGUUCCAGCCUCGAUGCAUAUGGGUGAGUGAGGGAGUAGUGGUAGAAAAGCCCCAAAGCCCUGGGUGGGUGGGUGGGUGGGUGGGUCGACUUCCCAGAUCUUAAAUGGACUGCACAAGACUUGCCUUAAUGUUAUCCAUAGCUCAUUGCAGACUGAGAGGGAGAGUUGUUUGUAUUGCUGUACAGGCAAGCGAUGCUCUUAGGCACCUGCAAUUGGUACAGUUUUUGCACUAUCUGUUGGGUUAGCUCAAAAUCUGUUUAUGGGGCUCUGGGUGAGAUUUGAGCCUGAGCCUCCCCUGAAUGAUUAUUUAAGUGGGAGGCAGGAGCCUCUCUGGCUUGGAAAGACCAGCUGAAGAUUUCAGGGGGUAGGCUGGAGGGUAAAAUGCAUGUGAACCUGGGCUUUGAGAUACAAGGACUUGUAGGAAGGAGCCCUCCAUGGCAGAAUCACUGAUAACAAAUGUCUGCUUUGAUUAGUUUGUUCAAGGAAGGUAUCCAAGGAACCUUGGCUUUCAUUAAAAGAAAAUAAGUGGGGAGAAAUGAGCUUCUAGUCCUAGAGGGUGUAAACUGACCUGUGCAGUGAUUGGUGAAAUUAUCUGUAGGGUUUGGGGGCUGAAUCUAGUGUCUUCUGAUUGGGAGGGAAGAAUUCAGUGAUACAUUUUCCUCUCCCUUCACUCUUCUCUAGCAAAAAUAGAUAUAACAGAAAUUAGUGCAAUUAGACUUAAUGGUGCAUUGCUUCUACAUGGUGGCAAAAUAAAAUAAAAAAUGUGUCAGCACCCUUGUAUCCCGCUUGUGGGUUUCCCAGUGGUAUCUAGCUGGCUGUUGUGAGACACAAAGUGAUGGACCCUUGCUCUGGUCCAGCAGCCGGACUCUUAUUAAAACAUGGCAUGCACUUAUUUAUAGCCCAGAACUGUGUGCAGCCCUGAACCCACAAAGAAAGUGCCCAAUUCUAAGUUUUCUUCUAACACCCAGUCAGCUUCCCAGAGAAGGGCAUUUUCUCUUUUCUCAGAUGAUGGGGACACAGUCUCUUUCCACCGAGACCCCAUUGCCCCCUACCAUAUUAAGCAGCAGAUUAAGAUGCAGUUGCUUUCUCUGGCCAAUGGGAAUGACUGCUUUUUAGACGUGCUGUUGGGCUGCUUGAUCUUUUGAUAUUGUGAUGCUCGGCUUUCUUUAAUAAUUUGCUGUGUCUGUCGUUGGUUGUAUGCUUCUUGUACUGAUUUGUGCACUGCAACGGUUACGCACCUGGGAAUCUUCGUGUGGUAGAGCAUCUCUGUUGCCUGCAGAAGGUCCCAGGUCCAAUUCUGGGUCUAUCCCAGGAGAACUGCAAAAGGCUCUGGUCUGAAACCUUGGGAAAUUGUUCCCAGUCAGUGUGGAGAAGGGGUGGGAAACCUUAGGCCAGGAUGUGACCCUCCACUCCUGGUUCUGACCCCUGGAACUCUCCCCAUGCUGCUCCCUUCACUGAUCUUGCUUCAAAUCCAAACUGUUUUGUUUGUUUUUUGCCUAGCUGGAAUGUACCCUUGAACUCUCAUAAUGCUUCUUGGUUUUCUGGAUGGAGGAUAUAGAGGAUAUUGAGGAUUUGGUGAGUGUGUGUAGGAUCUAGCCUACCAUACAAACGUAAAAUUUUCAGUCUUUGCUCCUCUUACUUUUGCUUCUGGCCUCACCCACCUCUGGCAUGUGGCCCUUGGGAGAUUGCCCAGAAGGGAACGCGGCCCCUGGGCUGCAGAAGGUUCCCGUUGCAGAAGAUACUGAGCGACAUGGACCACUGGUCUGACUCGGUAUGAGGCAGCUUCCAACACCCCUACAAGUUUAAUCAGUAAUAAAAACAACUCCUGCCUUUGAGACACAUUGCGUUCCAUGAGCUUGCAAUUUCACUUUCUCGCUGCACCUGUCAACCUCUUCUUGUUAUCACCCUCUUCUCCUGUUCCCAAAAAGAGCAGCUGGGGGACACAAAGCACCUUUCUCAUUCUCCUCCUUCCCCUCCCUCCCCUCCCGCUCCCUCCCCAGGUAGCAAAGAUGAGUGCUGGUGACAAAGAGAGGACUUCCCACUUGCUCUUUGUGAAAGCCCUGGCUACCCGCGGGUGCCUCGAAGCAAUAAGCCAGCAGAUGGGAUAUCACCCGCAAUACCUGGACAGUUUCCUCCGGAUGCAACACUACCUACUGCACAUGGAUGGGCCGCUGCCAUUCUACUGCCGCCACUACAUCGCCGUCAUGGUGAGUGAGGGGGAGCCAGCCCUCAACGUGGCACCUUUGGCUUAAAGGGCCAGGUGCACUCGCACUCCAGGCUCCAGCAAGAGCUUGCUCGGCACCUGCCUGUUGGCACAAGCCAGCCUUUUCCAACCUGUUUGGACUGCAUCAGCCCCAGCCAGAACAGGUGUUGUAGUCCAAAACUUCUGGAGUAACCAAAGCUGGUUCCGCUGCCAUGCAAACGCUGUGUGUGUGUGUGUUUCAUUUGUUUGCUACAGCUGUUGGUCUCACUCAGCCCUUUCACCCCACACUUCCCCCAUUUUACGCACCAGUUUGCUGUUAUUGGUUUGGAGCUGCUCAUAACCUUGUGUUGUCUCUUGUCCGUUGGGUCUGGUGAGGGUUUAAGGGAGGAGGCAAAAGCAACAGGGUCUAUGAAAGGCAGGGCCAACUUAAUUCUAGGCUUUGUACCUGUCUUCCUCCCUAUGAGGAUAAGGAUGAGGAAGCAGGCAGUCAGUGCCACCCUCUGCACUAGUAAAAAAGGCGGACACAUGGGGUCUGGUUGAAGGAAAGCUGAGGUUAGGGAGGCAGUGCCCCACCUGUCCUCAUGGACCAUCCUCUGCUGCCCAGACCUUUAUAGCACUUGUGGAGUGCCUCAGGGGUGCUGCACAACUGGGCAUACAUACCAGUUGACUUCUUCCCACAUUGCCUCCAAAAUAGCCUCUAUAUGAAAAGCACAUUGCACUAAACACAUUGUUCAAGAUGCCUGUCCUCAUGGGCCAAGCAGAACAGACUCCCUUGGGGGAUUGUAGCCUCUCCUUCUUUGGAGGUUUUUAAGCAGUGGUUGGGUGCUCAUCUGUCUUGGAUGCUUGAGCUGAGAUUCCUGCAUUGCAGAGGGUUGGAUGAGAUGACCCUCAGGGUCCCUUUCAGCACUACGUUUCUAUGAUUCUGAGUGUAUUUAAUGUGCCUGUUGCAUCUCUUGCAGGCAGCUGCCCGGCACCGGUGUCGAUACUUAGUGAAUCUACAUGCACUGCAGUUCCUGAGGGUGGGUGGUGACCCUCAGUGGCUGAGAGGCUUAGAAUACAUCCCCCCAAAACUCCAAAGACUCAGCGAGAUUAACAAGAUCCUGGCACACCAGCCAUGGCUCAUUGGCAAGGAGCACUUCGAGGUAACACCGUGGGGCUGUGCAGAAGGAAUCUAGCAGGGAAUGGUGAUACGGUUGGGAGUCUCCAUUCAUCCCCAUUGUAAAUGCAGCGGAGCCUUUGUGCUCACACCUGCUUCUGCACAUGCAUUAAUAAUAAUAAUUCAUUUGACUCAAACUUUUCCAUUGCAAUACUUUUAUUAUUUUAAUAAUAUUACUAGGAUCAUCAUUAUUAAAUCUGUAUGCUGCCUAAAUUGGCUUUUAAGCAAGUUUACAACUUUAAAACCAACUGCACACAAUAAACACACAUAAUACAAAAUACACAAUGAAGCAAUUCUGUCAAAAUGUUAAGAUAAAUGGCAACCACAACUGAGAUACUGGCAAGCGGGUGUGAAGCCUAACUUAAAACAGGCAGCUGGAAUAAAUUUAAGGGCACAGAUUAAAUGACAGCUGUGUGAGAGGUUUUCCGUGUCUGGAAUGUGGGGUUCCUGGGAACUGAGGCCACUGGCUGCAUUCAGAGGUGAUUUUCCCCUUCUGUUGCUUCCCUUUCAGAAGCUGCUGCAGAUCAGGGAGGAGAGCUGGUCCCUGGCAGAACUGGUCCAUGCUGUUGUGCUCCUUGCCCACUACCAUGCACUGGCCAGUUUUGCCUUUGGAUGUGGCUGUGAACAAGACUUCCCGCCAGACGGCUUGCUGAAGCUCACGCUGCCGGGGAGCCUGUGCUUUUGUGAAGUCAACAAUGGCUGCAGCCAGGAUGUGUUUCAUCACAACCGCAAGAAGGUGCACUUGAUGCUCCGGGGGCUGGGAAGGGAGGUUGGGGUAUACAGAGAAGUGGGCAUGGUGAGAAGGCAGGAAUAUUCUGUACUUGAAACAUGGGAUUUGUGGCUCAGUGGUGGAGCAUCUGCUUUGCAUGCAGAAGGUUGCAGGUUCUAUCCCCAGCAUCUCUAGGUAGGACUAGAGAAAUCCCCGGCCUGAAACCCUGGAGAGCUGCUUCCAGUCAGUGUAGACAAUACUUGAUGCACCACUGGUCUGACUGAUCAUCAUGACUGUGGUUGGGUGGGGAGGAGCCCUUCUUGGACUGGGAGCCAGCAAAACUCUUUGGUGUUUUCUCCCCCCCCCCGGCCUGCAGUCUAUGGAUUCCUGUGCGGAGGUGGAGUCUCUACAAGAGCGCAUUCACAAGCUGAAAGUGGAGAAUGAGGCACGGGAGGAGAUGAGAACACCUGAGAGGGAAGAAGGUAAUGCCUAAGAAGGGUAUUGGACGCUGGUGGAUGCCAGUGGUGGCAGCCACUCGUUGGGACUGGUGGGGUGGAAGGCAGGGAGGCCAACAGUAGAUGGCACCAGAGCCCAUGGCAUGGAGAGCCAGCUGCUUCUAGCUUCUACCUCUUCCUCCUCCCUGCUGUGUUUGACAAGGCCAACACUGAGACCAAGGAGGAGGAAGCUGGCAGGCAUUGCCAUCAUCUGGGCUGGGAAAGCUCAGUCUGUAGAACAAGAGGCUCUUAAUUGCAGGGGGUUGGACUAGAUGACCCUCAUGGUCCCUUCCAACUCUACAAUUGUAUGGUUCUAUGACUGGUAGUGAGCAUGAUGGCAGGCAGGCAGGCGGGGGCAGCUGUAAACAGACUGAGUUCGGUGGGGCACUGCCUGUUUGCCCACAUGGACCAACCUCCAUUUAGGUAAGGCUGCAGGAGAACAUUCUGGGUGGAGACAUUUCUGCAUGCAGGGAGUGAAUGCAGUACUAUCAUGCAUACACACACACACACACACACACACACACACACACACCCUGCUUUUUCUCCAAGGCCCCUCUCCUUUUCCUUUCAACACAGCUUUCUUAUUCUUUUUUCUUUUGCUUAUAUGUACCUGGCUUCCAGCUUGCAAUGGUGAAAUUUCUGGCACCACAGACAUCUCUUGCUUCAUUGAAGACCCCAGUUUUGGGUACCAGGAUUUUGCUCAGCUUAAUGAGAACCAACCACAGAUAUUCUGUGUGCAGGUACAUGCUUAUUACAUUUUAAUUUACACAACCUUUUAAUAUUUCAACCUCUAAGCAGGUUGCACAUGUCAGCUGAAACCCAUGCAAAAAACUCAAAAUUCUGCAUUCCGUACUGCUGCUGCUAAUGGUAAUAAUAAUGACAAUGAUAAAUUCCACAUUUUGAGUCACCUAAUUCAGCAACAAUGAAUUUCAUAGCAAAAUAAACACAAGUAGUAAAAACCACAAAAUAUGUGGAAUAUCAAGACACAGCAUCAAUCUACAAUGCAAUUGCAGAAUAUUUCUAGAAAAAUUUCACAAAUGUUACAAAGUUGCUGCGUUAAAGUGGCUGGGAUUGAGUGGUGGUGAUCCCCCUGAAAAUGUCCUGCACAGUUGCGGGGGACAGAAUCGGCACAGAAACCUUGCUGGUCCUCCCCAGCCUGCAUUGGGGGCUGCUGGUGGCACCCUCCCUCUGCCUUUCCUUAUCUGUCCUUUCUCUCGACCCACCUUUUAUCUUCUUUUCUUUUUGGCAGGAUUACUCCUGGGCAGACCACGGCUUCUCACUGGUGAACAGGUUGUACACUGACAUCGGGUUUCUGCUAGACGACAAGUUCCAAAAGGUCCAAAAGCUCCAGAGCUGUGUGCUGGCAAAGCGGCAGGGCUGUGACCCAGCCACGUUCAAGCGCAGCGUGUGGAACCACGUCCACUCCAUGUUCGGCAUCAGGUAGCCACUUCCUUCGCCCGUCUCUCCUGUGCUCUGUGGGGGACCAAGCUCUUGUCCAAAAACACCCCCUGCCCGUCCCUGAGCAGUGUGGAACUGAUGCAUGGGGGGCUUUAGAAAGCAAGCCAGGCCACAUACUGUGCGGAACGCAGGGCUGGAUUAACCACUAAGCAAAAUAAGCACCUGUUUAGGGCAUCGGGGGAAGGGAGGCACCACAUAAAUUUUCCAUUACUGGAUUUACUGCCAUGGACCAUACGGUGCAGCUGAACGAGGUUCCACAAAAAAGCCUCUCACAAUAAAUGAAAAUAUCGCGCGCGCGCACACACACACACACACACACGGUAAUAAAAUAGCAAUAAUAGAGAUUAAUAAUAUACAGUUAUUGUUUAUAUUCUGAAUUAGAUAUAUAUGGAGGCACUACAGCCUAGCAUGAGGAAUCAUCCCAUUUCUCCCCACUAAGCCUAGUCUCUGCUGCACCCAUUUAAAGCAAGACUUGGGGAGGUUUUUUUCAGCCCAACGUAGUGGAUGAGGUCAGAGGCAACAGCAGGCUGAGCAAUGGAUGUGAUACUUACCUUCUAUAGAGCAGGCUACGUUCCGACCACCUGGGAAUCUGCCUUGUACCGGAGUCACACCUGUUGGUCCAUGUAACUCAGUGUUGGCAACUCUGACUGGGUACAGCUCUCCAGAGUAUCAGACAGGGAGUGCAAUUCACAGCCUUACUUGGCGAUGCCAGGGAAGUGAGUUUGGGAUGUUCUGCAUGCAAGGCAGGUUCUCUACCGCUGAGCCGCAGUCCUUCCUCAAAGCAAAACCCUGAGGUUUCUGCAUCCUGCCACACACCCUUUCAAAAUCUCCCCCACCCAGGAGAGGCAGUGUAGCUGAUCAGGGAGACAUGCCAGGCAGGGAAAAGCACCCGAGGAGGGUGCAUGGUACAUUCUAUGGAUCUGGGCAAGAUCCCUGCAGGAAAGGAUUUGGAGCUUCUGUUUCCUGCUUCUGCUGUAUGUGUGUAUGUUCAGGAACUGGAGAGCCAGCUGCCUUUCAGAGACAGGAGGGUUUGGACCAGAUCAUUCUCCUGGGCUCCGGCAAAUGUUUCGUUUUAGUUUCCUAAGCUUCAGCUGAGGAGGAAGCAGGCAGAAUUCCUGUUCGCCUAGGGCAUCUUGGAAUCUGGCUUGAAACUGACAUGUGUUUAGGGUGAGAGAAACUAUUCUGGUUGCCAGCUCCUGUGUAACUGCUGUUCUAUUCCAGGUAUGACGAUUACGACUACUCAGAGGUGAACCAGCUCCUGGAACAGACGCUCAAGCUCUACAUACAAACUGUGACUUGCACCCCAGAGAAGUUGGAUCAGGAGACGUUCACGCACUUUUGGAAGCAGUUCAAGCACAGCGAAAAGGUUAGAGAUAGCAGGAUUUGUGAGUGGAUGGAGGACAGAGGUGUGGUGGUCCAGGGAUUGCAGGGGUUGAAGACCCAUUACGGUUUCUACCUCAGGGUCCUGAAGCUGCCCAGUCUCAUGAAAGGGGAGCUUUUGGGCCACUGAGAAAAUGUCUUCUCUCCCUUUGUACUGACUGGAGCCCAUUGGGAGUGAAAGGAGGUGAGUUCAGCCACUGAGGAUGGUCUCCCAGGGUCACUCUGGAGGAGGAGCAUCAGAAGAACACCAAGGAGAAGUUGUUCUCCAUGCUCCAAAGCUGAGCAUUUAAUAACACUGAAAAAACAAGGUGCUGAAAAAACCACUUAAAUUCAAAAGAAGAUACCGGAGCACUCCAAAUCAUUUGCUUAUGUACAUGCACAGAAAAUAGCAGAUCUAGCCGAGAGGCAACACAUGGAGAUACAAUGCAUCUCUAAUUGCUUUUACUGCAUAAUUAUAAGAUCAUUGUAUAAUCGUAGAAGGGGGUGGGGUGUGUCUGUGACUGUCUGUGACUAUCCUGAAGGGAUCCUGGCACUUCUGAAUUUGCCACCUUAUUACUGGUGGAGAAUGUGUAUGUGUCUUGGGCAAAGGGGUAUCAGUCUGCUCCUUGGUGAUGCCCAAGCUGUGUCCAUUUUACAGGCAAUAGUAACAGCAUCAAAACCACAUCUCCAAUGGUGAAUUGUUGAGGGGGGUGGGUGAGAUGCCCUCUCUUUUUGGAGCAUCAUGGUAAUGUGGUGCAGGCAGUUCUCGCUCAGCUGAUGUUUGCAAUCCUCUUCACUUGCAGUGAAUUCAGAAUGCUCCCCCACCAAAAAAAAUACCCUGUUAGAAUGGCAGCUGGGAAAUUGUUCUGCCUAAAAUAUUUGUUUUCUCUCCUUGCCCCACCACUCCAACAUACUUGUCAGUUAUUAAGAUGAGGAAAGAAGAUACUGCAUUUGAAAAUUUUUAAGGGGAAGAGGAAAGUGUGGUGAAAUUCUCAUCCGUAGGGGGCAGGGGCUUUGUCUUCUGUACUUCACUUCUAAGGUGCCCAAGGCUCUGUGUGUAUGUUGGUCGUCUCUUCUUUCAUUCUACAAACCAUCACACUCCAGCAGCUUGAACUCUGCAGCACCCCUGGAUGCCCCCAUGCCCAUUAAAGCCCUCAGAGAGACACCACAAGAACUCGCCCUUUGGGGCUUUUUUCCAGAUUAGGAGGCAUGGGCAGCCAGAGAGGCUGCAGAAUGAUUUGCUGGAAAAUAAAACAUGCGCAAUAUACCCCUCUUGCAAUGAAUAAGCAAGCUCAUAACCCAACAGGCACAGUCUGCUUAAAGACAUCUUUAUGAGGCAAAAGGACAGAGCUAGAAAACUUUUGAGAAACUGGAGGAGAGAUUCCAGCACGGUGCUGGCCUUGACAGAGAUUUGGACAAGGAGUGUUACAUGCACUUUUUGGUCCCCACCAAUAUGCAGACCCUGCCCUGCUUUUUAAUUGAGUGAGCUUUGCUUAUGUGCCCAUAGUUCUGUGUGUUCUACUGCCGGCUGUGUUCUUUUUUUUUUUGCCCUGCAAAAUCAGCCACCUGCUUUGCAACCUGAGGAUCUAACCACCUUGCUUGGCAAAGACAUUAAUCUCUGCUGCUGCUGCCUUUUCAAAGAAGUUGGCUGGCCCUGUGUAUUUUUAAGACCCUGGGGGAAUUGGAUGUCCAUGAAUCAUUUUCUGUACCAAAUGCCAGGUUGUUAGAGAGUUUUUUUAAAAAAAAAACAAAAACUUUUAUAUCAAGACUGCAGGAUUGAGGGCACUGGAGAGAAGGAGGUUGGGUUUCUCUCCUCUCUCCUCUCUUCUCUCCCCCAACCCACCCCUUCCUAAGUGAGCAAUUUAAUGUGUCCCAACACAGGAGGGAGGGAUUACAAACAAUGGUUUGAUUAAUUUAAUAGGCUGUGCUGAUCUUGAUUUACCACACUUAAUUAAAAGUUGAUGUGCUCAACCACUGAGCUUAUGGCAGGUCCAAUAGCUUAGAGAGCUUGGUGGAUAGAGAGUAUUAUGUACAUGCAGAAGGUCCCAGGUUCAAUCUACAUCUACUGCAGAAGGUUGAGCAGCAAGACUGCGGAAACUGCUCUGCUUGAGGUCUUGGGAGUCUGCUGCUGCCAAUGCUGCUGCUGUUGAGAAUGCUAGGCUAGAUGGACCAGCACUCAAAUAACUCUGUACUGGACAGUUUCAUAUGUUUCUGUCCAAUCACAGUUAAAUGGUGCAGGAGAGAUGUUCUAGAGGUGGGCUGGGUGAACUUGAGAACCCACCUGGAUCUGUCCCAAAGCCUCCCUAGUCUAGCACGGUGGCUGACCAGAUGCCUUAAUGGGAAGCCCGCAAGCAGAUGGUGAAAGCACUCUCUCUAGCAGCAGUUCUCAGCAGCUGGAAUUUAGAGGCAUACGGCCUCCAACUGUAGAGGGAGACAGUAGCCACCAUUGGUAGUUUGGUGCUCCAAUGAGUUUCUUAAAACACUAUAACUUGUGAAUGAACUCCAAUGGAGAUGAAUUUUUGAAGAUUCAGGAUGCAUGAAAAAUGGAAGAGAACUGUUGAGCUAAUGUUCUGUUUGUGUGAUUCCCACAGGCAUCUUAUUGGCCACUGGCCUGCUCCAACAAGCUCCCAUGUACUUAACCCUUGCCCAGUCAGGCUUCUUUCUCCUCUAACCAUCCCUUUUUCUUCUUCUCCUUUUUAGGUCCACAUGAACCUUCUCAUCCUGGAAGCCCGGCUGCAGGCAGAGUUGCUCUAUGCCCUUCGAGCCAUCACUCAGUACAUGGUCUCCUAGAGGGCUGCAGGCGAGCACCCCCUGGACUCUGGCUCAUGCACCAUGCCAUUUCAGCGACUUCAGUUACUUGAUAGCUUUCCCUUCCCCUCUUAAGAUGUGAAGAGAAAGAUGCGCCUUUCCUCCCAGCGGUCCUCUGUUGUCUUGUGCAAUUGCUGAGCUCUGAGGAUCUGGGAGAAAGUAUUGGGUCAGAUGGCUGGCUGCGUGCAAGGGUGUUUUCUAUCCAACAGCUUUUGGAGCCAUUUCUGUCCACACAACCCUUUUGCAGACAGGUGUGUGCUGCAAAGGGUGUGGAAAGCCACAUGGUGGCUAGAUGUUUUUAAUGGGGAUGGGUGGGGUCGUCAUUGCAAUUCAUUGUUGGUCCAGUUGUAGCAGCUCUUACUGAGUUUCUGGCGUCCUUUACAGUAUUAGAGGACCCUUUCCUUGCCUUGUGCCAUUCCUGCUGCUCAUAAUUGUGCCAAUGUCUUAGCCCACUUUGGGUCUUGAAUGUUCUGUCAGUUGGGGUGGUCGGUGGCUUUAAGCCAAACUUGUGGAAAAGAUAAGUCCCUGGACUUUGAGGGAAGGACUUUCUUGCUUCCUACUGGUCCAGGGGGGAGGAGGUCUGCAGCAGCCUUCUUUAACCUGGCAUGCCCUCUGAAUGUUUGCUGUACUACAACUCCCAUCAUUCCUCUGACUGCUGGCCAUAUUUACAAGAGCUGAUGGGAGUUGGAGUCUAAUGAUGGUGGGAAAGCACCAGGUGGGCCUGCAGUGCUUCUUCCCGUGAGAGAAUUCCACUCCAUUACUCUUUCUAGAGUUGCCCUCAAUGGUCAUUUCCUGGCCUCCACUUCUGCCCUUUUUUAUAUUCCCAAAGUUGUACCAGUUUUUCAGCCUGCCUCCCGGCCACCCCAGCUGUCCCAAUUGCUUCCCCUUCCUGAAGUCUGAUUUCAUGGCUGCCUAGAAAGAGGGCUGUGACUCCCCAGCACCUUUUGGCUUUGGUUGUAGCAAAGCUACAGAGAUUCCACAGAUUCCCACCUUGCACUCCUGAACACUUUCACUCAUUGCCCAAGGUGGGUUUCCUCCAAUACGUAUCCCCUUAUUUUUUACCCCCUUCCAAGGAGCACAGUCUGAUGCUGGGAGCUGGUUCUGGGUGGGUCUCCCUGUAAUCUAUAAAUGCUCUUGCUAAGAUUUCCCCACCACCGAGCCAGGAGGGCUGGGGUCCCGUUAUAAUGCUGGCAAAUGCCACUCUGGAAACACAGCAAGCCCACUCUCCUUACUGGCACAAGGCGCUACGGUCACCCUUCAUUUGGGCAGUUGUGCAUGCUUGUUAUAUAUGUGGAGCACUGUGCACACCCUGCACCUUUUGGGAGACUCUCACUUUGUGCAAGGCAGGAUGGUGGGGAGUUUGCGGUGGAGAGAUGCUGGUGGGAAGGGACCAUUAAGAGCUGAAGACAUCAGGGAGGUCAGGAGCUGGCUCAGUGCACACAGCGGCAGCUGACCUGUUUACUGUGUAAAUGAUUUUUUUGUGGGGGGGGGGGGGAACAGAACAUCAUGUGGGAAAGAGAGUAAAAGCCUAUUUUUGCUAUAAAUAUACUUGUUCGACACUGC
Molecule: messenger RNA, 14793 nt
Organism: Podarcis lilfordi (Lilford's wall lizard)
Lineage: Eukaryota; Metazoa; Chordata; Lepidosauria; Squamata; Lacertidae
Source: the annotation of a GenBank genome assembly